AUGGACAGCUUUGAAACGCAGAACGCGGCUGAGUGGCAGCCAGUUGGACACAAGAAAAGAAAACCGCCGCCAUCCAGAUAUGAACCCUCGCCGAGCAAUACUCCGCGCAAUCAACCCCGGUGCCGGACGCACACUUCAGUUAUUCCCUCUACCAGUCAGCGGGAAGAUAUCCUCAUCGAUCUGGGAGAGCCGGAUGAACAACCUUUGCCCAAGACACGGGUUAGUUCUUCUAACCCGUUCGCCUCGCUUGCAUCCGAAGAGUCCAGCUUCUCGGCCAACUCGACUCCAAUCCAUGGAAGAAUCGGAGUGCUUUCUCCAUUGAAGUCAGCGGCGCCUAUUGGAGCUGAUGACCAAGCUAAACAAGAGGUCCCAGCCAAGAAUGUCGUGAGCCGCACGUCGACGCCUACCAAGCAGCCUCGAACUGCCAAUGACUUCGACGACCUAGACGGGCUCGAUCCAAGCUUUUUCUUUACGCCACCCUCGAAGCCUCUUCUACCUUCAUCCAAGAAUUCAAUAGUUAACGGCCAGCAAGAGUCGGGCCCUAUCAGUCCUCUUGACCAGGGCGUGCCUUCCAUGAAGAGGGAAGAGGAUGAGGCUUGGUUCGAAGCCCAACUGGACAAGUCUACACCUCCGUCUACAGCGCAGCCCAAGGGAACAGAUAAAUCUCGCCAGCAUUUCCAGCAAUCAGGACAACUAAUAUACCCGCUCGGAACGCCCGUGGUAGCAUCCUACCGUGGUCGCGAAAGUCGAAGCCCCGGUAGCCGUGGUAACACUCGCAGCCGUGGAACCCCCCGCGGUCGUGGUGGACGGCAUGCUCAUAGCGGUCGGCAGGGAUCUCCUUCCAACGUAUCACAACGCUCUACUUACAAUUUCUCGGGAUCCGAAGACUCUGUCCUCAACCAAAAUUCUACACGAGGCCGAGGCGAUGGCAAUCGCGGUUUUCGGGGCCAGGGUAUCUACAAGCAGUCCAAGGCUGAUCCCGUCGGCAAGAAUAUGCCGUCGGUGUGGAGGAAAUUCCGAAACGGAAAUAUGGUUCAGCUUCUGGUUCACGGCACCAAGGAAGCGGUUGACGAAGCAAGCAAGCUCAUCAAGGAAUGGAUAAGUGAGAUUCUCAAAAUGCAGAGAAGCACGUCGAAGUGGGCUAAAGUCUGGUCCUUCAACCACAAAGCUGAAAGAAGACUCCGUAAGAGGCUGUUGAAAGAUGAAGAGCGUGCGAAGUAUCGGCAGGCCAUAUCUGAAGGCGAGACCCUGACCUACAGCACUGAGUUCGUUUGGCCGUUGCCCAAAGAGCCGGAGCAAAUCCUGGGCAUGAAUUAUGAGGCGCUCGACCCUAUUCGCAUGAAUUGCGAGUGCUACAUUACGUGCGAAAAGGUGCCUCGGACGAUUUUCCGGAUCCAAGGAAACAAUGAAAACAAGAUGCGUAAGGCUUUGGAGCGAAUGCAGCGCCUGCCUGCCGAAUGGUACGCAAAAAUGUUCGAAGCAGAGCCAUUCGUCAUUCUAGACAUCCCAUACGCCUUUGAUCCGGAUGAUCUGCCUCCUGUCAUCAAAGUUCCGUACCGCCUCCCUCGCCCGCUUCUUGCACCAACGUCUGCGAAGGAGGAUGGGGUUACUUUUCGCUUCAAGGGGCCGCACCAGUUCCAUCAAGCCCCGUACCUUGAGCCGAAAGACUCUCCCGCCGGAAAACUACUCGAGGCUGUUUCUGAGACCACUCGGCAUGCUCGUUACUUCCGCAAUAUGCUCAAGCUCCACUUGCAUCUGGGAACCUUCGCUGCACGAAAGACUCAGCUGCCUGACAUCGAUAAAGACACUUAUUCGUUUCUCAGUUUUUCCGAAAUGAUGGAAGAGCAUGAAAAAAUGGGUGCAAAAGCCUCUAUGGAGAUUGGCGAUUUGAUCGUGGAACGCCAUGUCCUUGCAAGAUGCUUCGAAGCGUCGCAUAUCCUGGCACCUCAAGAUGUGUGGACUUACAAAUUAUCCGAUGUCCAGCCAGUGUAUUGCGCCACUUUUGAAAUCGCAAAUCCAGCUGGUCAAGCCGGAGAUCUCGUUCUAGAUGUGGAGCUGUCCGCCGAUGAUGGCGUGACAAGCGUUGUAUCAAAACGUUGGUCUCAGCUGGCCAAAGGAAAAAUGGAACCACGCAGACUGUUGGAUGGCAACAUAAUCGAUUUACAGAACGGCGGCCUCACCUGGCACCUUGGCCUUGACGAGUUCAUUCCCGUGGAUGAGCACGCUGCACAUGACCUGUCAGGCGGACAUAACUUUGUCAUCUAUCGCAGUCGCGAGGAUCGAUUGAUCAAAGUUCCUAUCAAGGGCGAAUGGGUUGUGGAAGUUUCCCACGUGGGAAAGACGACAAUUGGAACCGACGGCCAACAGACCCAAUUCGAGCCACGCUGGACCUUCAGCAUAUCUAACAACCACUGGAACAAGCUUCUCAGCAGUAAUACUCGCGCAGAUAUUGGUCAGGUUGCAAGCUGGGGACACGGCAACCCCGGGAACCUCCUAUUCCCUUUGAAUCCUGACAGUUCUGCCCUUACAGGCGUCGCCAGACAAGACGAUGAGCUCUCCUCCGAAGGGUCAUACCGUGAGGAUAACAAUGUCGAUACUAGCAGCCCGGAAGAGCGAGACGAUGCUCACGAAGAGCAACCUUCUCUUCAGAAUUUCGAACAGCUGCUGAACCUCCUUCGCACGCUAACCGACGUUGUGGUUGGCAAUCCUCAUCUUGACCAUUUUCAGUGA
Molecule: messenger RNA, 2730 nt
Organism: Lasiodiplodia theobromae
Lineage: Eukaryota; Fungi; Ascomycota; Dothideomycetes; Botryosphaeriales; Botryosphaeriaceae
Product: DNA polymerase v family and armadillo-type fold domain-containing protein
Exons: 6
Coding region: 1-2730 (909 amino acids)
Source: RefSeq, a predicted model, not a curated record